Messenger RNA from Limanda limanda (common dab), 2922 nucleotides. RefSeq names its product transporter 1, ATP-binding cassette, sub-family B (MDR/TAP) (gene tap1). Gene Ontology annotation, cellular component: membrane. Bases 152 to 2380 code for a protein of 742 amino acids. Gene Ontology annotation, biological process: transmembrane transport. The record is from RefSeq and is a predicted model, not a curated record. Gene Ontology annotation, molecular function: ATP binding; ATP hydrolysis activity; ABC-type oligopeptide transporter activity. The transcript is spliced from 13 exons. Lineage: Eukaryota; Metazoa; Chordata; Actinopteri; Pleuronectiformes; Pleuronectidae.
CACGCACACUUCUGCCUCCACCGAGCAGGACGCAGCUCGUGGAACUGACAGGUUUUCAUUUGCUUCCGAAUCAUAUCCUCAGUGUUUUAUUUAAAAUAAUCUCAGGCGAGAAACACGCGUGUGACGUCAGGAGCUCGAUAAGGACCUGGGCAUGAUGCAGAAGAUGAGUUACUUCUUCCCCCUGCUCCUGGUGUGCUUGGAUGUGUGCGCCCUGCACGCCAUCAGCCUGGCCCAGCUCUCGCCUCUCUUCAUCUCCCACCCACUCCUCACCCUGUGGGGGGCCGGGCUGAUCCGGGCCUUCCUCCUCAUCUCCCUCACCUUCGCCCACCCUGGAGACCAGUGGAUGAGCGGCUUCGGGGGGCUCCAGAGCUUAGGGGUCCUCUGCCUCCACUUUCCAAUAUACACAACUCUUCUGUGGGUGCUCGGGCUGUCCACCACCGAGGGACUGUGGGGGUGGCACUCAUGGGAAAGGGUGUUACAGGGUUAUGUUGUGACAGCAGUGGCCUGGCUCUACUGGAGCCAAUACGUGUCUUCUCUUCUGCUCUCCUCGGGCCGAUACAUCUCAUCUCUGUUCACGAGGACGCCCUCUGAGAAGCCUGAACAGGAAACCAUCACCCUUGUGAAUAGACUGAUGGGAUACCUGAAGCCGUACAAGUGGCGCUUCGUCGUUGUGCUGUCACUCGUGUUUGUUUCCUCCUACGGUGAGAUGGCUAUCCCUCAGUACAGCGGUCGCAUGGCUGACUGGAUCUCCAAUGAAGAAUCACCUGAUGCGUUCACAGAGGCGAUCAUCUUCAUGACAUUAAUGACCUUCACCAGCGCUGUCCUGGAGUUUGUAGGUGACCUCAUCUACAAUAUGACCAUGAGCAACAUCCACACCUCGGUGCAGGAAGUUGUCUUCCAGGCCGUGCUGAAACAGGAUAUAACUUUCUUUGAUGCCCAUAAGACUGGUGAACUGGUUUCCCGCAUCACCACAGACGCCAAUAAACUGAGCGAGGCGCUGAGCGAGGAACUCAGUCUUGUGAUGUGGUACACAGCACGCUUUCUCUUCCUCUUGUUCUUCAUGGUGAGCCAGUCUUGGAAAAUGACCUUGUUCACUUGCAUGGGACUGCCCAUCAUCUGGGUCAUACCAAAGCUCAUCGGACAAUUCUACCAGAAAAUUGCUGUAAAAGUUCAGGAGUCACUUGCUAAGGCCAACCAGGUGGCCACCGAGACCUUCUCCAACAUGAAGACAGUGAGGAGUUUUGCCAACGAGGAUGGCGAGACAGAGCGGUACAGACGGCAGCUGGAGGAAACUUACAGCCUGAACAAAAAGGAAGCUGCUGGCUAUGCGGCCUCUACCUGGUCCAACAGCAUCACCACUUUAGCCCUGAAGGUGUUUAUUCUGUACUAUGGCGGGACUCUUGUGACCGGGGGGGCUGUCAGCAGUGGGGACCUGGUGUCCUUCAUCCUUUACGAGCUACAGUUUGCCUCUGCUGUUGAGGGUGUGAUGCGUGCUUACCCGGAUGUGAGGAAGGCAAUCGGUGGCUCUCAGAAGAUCUUUGAGUAUUUGGAUCGGAAACCUGAAACACCCCCAGACGGCACUUUGGCCCCCGAAACUCUUCAGGGACACAUUCAAUUCAAGAAUGUCCGAUUUUCUUACCCUGUCACAGCCGAUGAAAAGAAAAUUGUGUUGAAGGAUGUGUCGAUGGAGCUAAAACCAGGUCAAACCACUGCCCUUGUCGGGCUCAACAGAUCAGGGAAGACCACCUGUGUCAAACUGCUCGAGAGGUUUUAUCAGCCCCAAGCAGGGGAGAUCCAACUGGAUGGAAAACCACUGCAGAGCUAUAAAGACCAGUACCUACACGACAAGAUUGCCGUGGUGAGCCAGGAUUGUGUGCUGUUCGGUCGCUCGGUGCGGGAGAACAUCAAGUACGGCUUCGAGGACGCCUCUGAUGAGGAGAUGCACCGCGCUGCCAAGCUGGCGAGCGCCCACGACUUCAUCAUGGGGCUGCCAAAUCAAUAUGACACAGAUGCCGGAGAGAAGGGGGGGCAGGUAGCUGGAGGCCAGAAGCAGCGCAUCUCCAUUGCCAGAGCUUUAAUCAGACGUCCCAAAAUUCUGAUACUGGACAACGCCACCAGUGACUUGGAUUUAGAAAAUGAAUACCAGGUCUACCAAGCUUUGUUGAACCAAACCAACCGCUGCACCGUGCUGCUGAUUUCCAACCAGAUGAAUGUUGUAGAGAAGGCCAAUCAUAUAGUCGUCCUCAGUGAGGGGGUGAUACAGGAGGAGGGCAGCCAUGGCGAGCUGCUGGAGAAAGGCGGCCUUUAUGCUGACAUGGUGAAAAAGUACAAUAUGGGCUUUCAGCGCAAAGGAGAGGAGAGGAACGAUGCACAGUCAUGAUACCUCUGGGUCCCCAAGGAGCCAGAGAAGUCAAGCUACAGAGGAGUUGCUGGUUGAAAGUCUGGACGUGAAGGUGUGAAAACUCCAGCUACACUUUAAGUUUUAUUGUUAAACAACGCUUAUUGUAUUGGUAGAGAUUUGUGCCUCCUUGCACCUUGGAAGAAGAGGAAGGAACAACUUGGAUAGUGUUAUAGAUGUAUAAUAUUACACUUAAUUAUGUGAUGCCAUGAUAUAAAUGGGGUUAGUUUUGAAUGAGAAUCAUCAGCUGCAUUUAUCCAUUCGACUUUCCGAAUUGCCGCCCUUUAACACACCAGCCUAUGGUACCAAAUCUACUUUCAUAAUUUAUGAUCUUAAUGCACUCCAGAGUUGUAUAUGAUGUUUCAUAUUGCACUAUUUACAAAUUAGUUUUCCUAAACAUUUUGGCUGUAUAUUUUUUUUUUUUUAUAUUUGUCAAAUGUUUUAUCCAACUUUUCCCUGUAUUAAUCUUGUAAGUAAAUUAAUAUUAGUUCUUAGUUCUAGUUUGCCUCUCUUUAGUUAUGACA